Molecule: messenger RNA, 3654 nt
Organism: Symbiodinium necroappetens
Lineage: Eukaryota; Dinophyceae; Suessiales; Symbiodiniaceae
Source: the annotation of a GenBank genome assembly
AUGCGUGGGCAGUUUUGCUUGUUUACCGUCCUAUGUUGGCUGCGUGGAAGCGCCGUCGACAUUGACCAGUGCGAGGAGGUUUCAAGGCCUGCGGGCACCGGCCUGCUCCAGGCCAAGUCACACCUGGACCCCAGCCGGCUGCAAGAGGUUGAGUCGGAGUCGGACCUUGCGAUCCUGGGCGAGAGCUGGCAAGGUGCCUUGCAACUUCAGGAGCUUGGUGCUAACAACAGCCUCAACCGACUCGCUGCUCAGUGCCGAAAGGACAAGGCCCGCAAGGCUAAGGCGCAGGUUCCCAGGGUGCCGCUGGAGGUGGCCCAGCAGCUCCGGGAAGUCGCAAGGGCGGACGUGAUCCGAGUCAGAGACGGCGAUCCCUGUCCGGGAGAGAUCACGCUGUGGCAGUUCUUUCACAACGAAACCAGCACAAGCUGCUGCCCCAGCAACUCCACGGAUUGCGCAGGUUGCGCAAUGUUCUCGGCCGGGAAAUGCCAGAAGUGCGAGGAUGGUUAUCUCCGUCAAAACGGUACAUGUGUGGCAUGCCUCAGCACCAUCGACUGGGUCAACGAGAAGGGGGAAUCUUGCGACCGGAUCAAGGAGGAGGACUGCAACGACAGGCCCGUGAACGGUCAGAGCAGCAAGCAGGCUUGCUGCAACUGCAACGGUGGGCACAAGAGCCCAACGCCAUUCAAGUAUGCGGACAAGCGAUUUGCCGUAGGUGUUCCCAUCUAUUUGGAGCCGUUGCCCCGAACGGCCACGAGGUAUUCAGUGAAUGGCGAGUGUAACUUGGCUGCCUACAACUUGACGCUCGAUGGUAGCACUGGUAUGAUUUCCUACCAGGGAUCCAUGGCUCCCCCCGUCAAGGCCUUUUCUGUGCAGUGCGAGGUCACGGCACACGAGGGAGUCGGUCUUUCGGAGACGGUGAAGGUGUCGGUGACUGCUGAACACAUGACGUACUCGUCUGCUGUUCUUGUCUUCUCCCAGAAGACGUCAUCCUACCCCGUCGCGUCUUCGGGCACACUGCAGGAUUUCAGUAUGGUGUGUGCGCCGGAACAGCCGUGGCUCUCCGUCGAUGCCUCCGGCACCGUCACCGCCUCUCAGGCCAGUGCCCAAACCGUCGGCGGCGUCACUGACGCGGGGGAGGACUACUCGGGGAUGGACGGCGGUGUCUGUGUGGUGACAGCCACUGGCAGCAACAGCACCACCAAGAGGACUGCCACUUUCGCGGCCAUCCGACCCCGGCCGUGGCCAGAGUUGGUCUACGAGUCCUCCUAUGCAGAGGUGGUCAUCGGUGAGCAGCUGCCGCCUUUGAAGCUGCAGACGCCCAAAGGAUACGAAGAAGGCAGAGGGGGACUCAAGCCGACCUCCUUCGUGAUCUCCUGCACAGUUGGAGAUCCGAUAUGGUCCUACGACCGCAAUUGGGGUGUGGGCCUGUUGCAGAAUCAUCAGAUUCUCGAAGUUGCACCUGACGGGAGCAUCGCUCUCGCGCCCGGCGAGAGCAUGGCCCAGAUGUUCGAUGAGAUACCGGCCUACCAGGCCCAUCGAAAGAAUUUUCAAAUGCGCUGUGGAGUGUACGGUCUUUUCCCCGGGACGGACUUCCAACCAAUCUUCACUCAGAUGAUCUUCAAUGUGAAGGACAGCAAGUGCUGGGUAAAGGAGCAGAUCGUCGGCGAAGUCAUCUGGGAGGAGCAUACCACUGAAGAGACGCACUGUCGACAGUUCUGCCGUCUAUCGAAGGUCUGCUCUCAUUUCACCUUUGCUGAUGACACCUGCAAGCACUACCGAAUCAACAACGUGGACGGGACAUCGGUAAUGACCUAUGCCAAGGUCACAGACUGCACGGACCUUUCAACCUGCAUCCGGUUGAAGCAUCCUGAAUGGGUUGUUGCCGGCGACUACUGUCCCGUGGAGUACGACAUCCGCCGUGGAGGCCCUGUGUAUCGGAAGGACAGCUUGAUCCCACAGGAGGUGAUGUAUCUCGCCAGUGUGCCGAGUGGUUCCACGGCUCAGUGUGCGACAGGAAGCUGGCUGGUGCAAAGGGCGAGACCCGAGGCGGAUUACGUGGACACAAAGCUGGGCUACUUCGAGUUGGCUGGUGAAGAGAUGCUCUGCCUGGAGCCAGGGGUUCCCAGCGCGAAGAACACCACAGACACCACCGGCCAGGACUUCACCAUCUCGCUGGACUGGGCCACCUUAGCAUGUCCACAGCCACUAACCCACGAAGUGGAAGAUGAUGUGCUUCAUCCUCUCGUCUUCGACGAUCCGACGACGCUCCAACCGGACGACUACUGGCUGCACCCCUGCGACUGCGUUCCACCUGGCUGGGGGUUGGGCUUUCCUGCAAAUGCUCUAGUUGCAGAGGGCCUUCCUCCUGCGAGCGAUGGUGCCUUCAUUCCGCCGCCGUUGCUUAUUGUUCAAGGCCAGUUCGCAUGCCCCUCCAGGCAGCUCCUUCCGGGGAAGAGGGGCAUCUACUUCGAGACAGAGGCCGAGGCCUUCGAGAAAGCAGACUGCCAGGAGCGGUGCAAAGACUUCGUGGACUGUGCCUUCUACUGGACCGGCACCUCGCAUGGAGCUCAAACAUGCCGGCUCUUCAACGGAUGCGACAGCUUGGUACGGGAGUUCGGCAUCGAUGGCGAUCUCUACGCCCUGCCCUCGAACGCGAGCUGCCUGGUGGCGAAUCCGGAGCACUGCUGGAAGACGACGAUGCGGAGGCAGUUCCUGACUCAGACCCAGAGCGUAUCGCCAAGCUUCACGCUCUCUACCGGCCUCUUCAACCAAGGAGGCUUAGCCGACUUCCAGGGCAAUGCCUCCCGAUUGUUGAACCGCGAGGACACCUACGAGGAGAAAAUGGGAGAGAUGUCCACCGUGAAGCUGCUGGGAUGGACCGAGAUCUUCAAGCCCUUCGGGUAUGUGAGAGCCAUUGGAGGUCUUGCGAGCGCAACAGUGCAGGGUCUGAACCCAAACCAGGAGUACGAGUGGAGUCUUCUCACCCGCAGCAACCAGAGGCAGGUGAACCAUGGCCCGCAGAUGACCCUGUCUCAGAAGGAGUCUUCUCAAGCAACGGCGAUGAAGCAAGGGAAGUCCACCUCAACUCCUCGAGGAGAGAUGGUCUUCGAUUUCGAAGCCAGCGAGUUUUCCUUGGCGCCGCAGGCUCUGAGAGCGGAGAGCAGCCACGGAUCUUCGAAGCGGGACAUCAUCCAGCAUCGCUUCCCAGAGCUGCCCUUCGGGCACGACAAUGACUCAUUGCUCGUGCUAUGCAGACGCGGGUAUCUGCGCCGGAGCGAAGAUGGAGCCGGCGUCGAAUCCCAGAACAUGCAGAGCCUACGGGAGCCGGGAGGUCAGCGGAUGGUCCUCCACGGGCGUGUCGGUGCGAGCUCACGUGCGCUGCAUGAAGAUGGAGCGCCUCGGGAAAAGACUGGCCAGAGGCAGCUGGGACAAAGCCGUGUGACCUCACGUGUUUCUGCGGUCUCCGAGGUACGUCCGCAAUCUCCAGGUCGUCACAUCCAGCGGUGCCAGCUACAGCUCCUCGGAUGCAGUGCUUGCAGAUACGCGAAAUCCCGCAGAGCAGAAGGCGACAAGCAAGGAAAGCAAGUCACGAAGCUGAAAGCAGAACUGGACCACCGCGAAGUACCGAGGAAGACGAGUAAUCCAAGUAACUGA